CUACAUUUACAAUACGCCGGAAGUUUACAUUGGUAACCUCAAGUUCUAACAAGACUUUCUGCUGGUUGAUACAUUGCCAACGAUAAGGAGGCUGUCGUAAUGAUGAAUGAUAAGGAUGAUACAGACUCAGAAUGGGACAGUACUCUAGACUUUACUUCUCCUCGACAAGAAAAUAAAGUAUCUCGCCCACCGGAAAUAGAAGAUGAAGAUGCAAGUCACCAUGAUUCCAUCAUGGACAAACCAAAACCAAAAGAGAGAACCACUGUUCCAUUCACAGACCAGAAACCUGAAGACUAUACAUAUGCUGAAGUUGUCAGAAAAGAAAAACAACCACAGAAAAUAUCGAAAGAAAGUCCACCCCCCUACAACUUCAGGGCAGCUGUUUCUGGAAACAUUACUCCCCAGCAAAACGAUCCACCUCCCCCAGGCAAAGACAGAAAAGGAACAACAUAUGAUGUUUCAAAGACACCGAUACCAGUUUCUCAACAAGAGAGUAUAAUGAGUACUGGAUCUUGGGAUGACACUGAUGAAGAUGAGAAGACAUUAAAGGAAUUAAGAGAGACGUUUAAAACAGAAAAGAAGAAGGAGCAGGAAGCAGAGGAGCUAAGACUGAAGUUAGAGAGUCAAGCCGAAGAUAAGCCUGAUGAGGGUCAACUGACAAACAGAUCAGAGGCCACAUGGAAAAGCUGGGCCAGCUUUGGAAGCAAGCUUGGCAGAUCAUCCAACCGCAGCAACAAAGGAAAGAAAAAGAAAAAGGAGGGUAAGACAGUGCCAACAUACAAGGAUGAGGGUCAUUACGAUGCAGUAGAUAUUGCUCAGGUCAGGGCAGGAAUCCAGAGACAGAACCCUCCCCCAGUCAACGUAUUCCAGGCCCAACCCCAGAAAGAGGUCAAGGAACAGCCCGCGGAACCUGAGAAGAUUGAGGACGUCAAUUUCACGGACUUCAAGCCAGCCGCCAUGCCCCCACCUUAUAUUAUCAAGGAGGAAGCUGGUACGACGUACUACUUUGGGCACGGGGCAGUGCAGUAUCUGGAGGUGGACAAUGAAGAAGAGGAGGCCAUGAUGCCUAAACUUGCAGACAGGUUAGAAACAAUUUUUCAAAGAAUUUGGCAGGAGUUCUUUGGAGCGUUACGCAUUGUAACCAGCUUUUUCAUCUUGUUUGUGGUUGAACUGUUCAAAUAUAUCAUCAAAUAUGUCUUCCAGCCAAUAUUCAUUGGUAUUUUCAUCACGACCGGUGACUAUGUGAUGAAGCCAGUACUCUCGGUGUUGUUCAAUGGGUUUAUGCACCCUACAGGAGUUUUCUGUUGGAACUGUUGUGUCACAACAAAAGUUGUGUGUAACCCGAUCGUCGAAAUUUUACGGAAAAUUCUUCUUCAGUUUGCAAUGUGCUGUCGAUCCGUGAGAUGUGCUCAGAUUUUCUGGAAAACGGGAGAAUAUGGACCAAGAACUAUUGAAGAGGAAGAAAUAAAACAUGUGUAAUCAAAACCAUGCAGACAAAAUAUCUCCAUCAAAUAAGCUUUUAUUGACAUUAUCGAUAAUGUUGUUUUCUUUUUUGCAUAAUUACAAUAUAUUAUGCAUGUUUAUUAAUUAACAUUUGAUUUUAAUGGAUACAAGCUGUUACAAUAUAUCAGUUUGAAAGUAAAAAUGCAUGUAUAUUUGAAUAAUGUUGCCACAGAUCCUAAUUGCAAAUUUUUAAAAACAAACUCUAUAUUUAAAGAUGUACUGUCUGUAUGAAAGUUUUAAAAGAUUAAUUGCCAUUUUUUGUUUGUGAUAAAAUGAGAACAUAUCAGAAAUGAAACUUUCAUCAUCGACAUCAUUUCUUUUUCUUUUUUUUUAUAAAUUUUACAUGGGAAACGUGUACUUGAAAAAGUCAAUGCUCAUAUUUAAAUGUAUAGCAUGUGCAUUAAUUGCUUUAUGUUUGAGAAGGUUUUAUAUUCAUGUUAUACAAUGUACAUGUAUCACUAUAUGUAUUCUUUAAUACUGAUGGAAUUUUUAUUUCAUUUUUAUUGAUGCUUGUUUUUCUUUUUAUGUAUAAUGAGAAUUACUUUAAAUUUCCAGCCCCAUGAACGCAUUACCGUCCAAAAUAUUCAUAAAAAAUCUUUUUUUUCAAAAUAAAUCUCCUCUAAGUACAUUACAUAUAUUUUUACAUGUAUCUUUUUUCUUUCGUUUUAUUUCAUUUUUGUUUUGACUUCAUCAUGUGCACAUUUUAAUAUUUGAGUUCUGAUGGACAUGUUUUAAAAUACAUACGUGUAUCUCCAUUAUUUUCCGGUAACAUGUAUUUUCUGUCUGCGCCAAUUUACACGAUAUUAAUAUGAAUUCAAGUUCAUUUACUGUUGUUCAUAUUUGUGAUUAUACAUGUAUAAUACAUGUAAUAUAGAGGAAGCCUAAAGAUAUCUAUUCAUUUACAUGUAGUUAGGUAAACAUUUUUUAGAGAUUUAAGCAAUACUUAAUAGUUUGAGUACAUAAAUUAUACAUGUAGAGUACAUGUACAUUUAGUUGAGUCACUCAAUAUUUGUUUUAGUUUCAGUUUUUAGUCCAUUUCAUUUUGGCAGCCAUAUUAAAAUGAUUUUUUACAAAGAAAUUCGCCAAUUUAUGCUUACAUAUUUAUCAAUUGAGAAUUGUUAUGUAGGCAAAAGCAAUCUCAGAAAAAUCUCAAGGAACAUAUCAAUUUUUUAUCAGCACAUACAUGUAAUUAAAAAAUCAAACUCUUAAUUGAAUUUCCAUUUAAUCCAUCAAUUAACUUCUACAACGAGCUCGUGUAACCUGUAUUUUCUCUCCUCUCCAAUGCAUUGAUUGUGCAUAAUUAUAUAGAUUUAAAAAAAUCAAAUAAUGUUCCUGUAUAACUUAUUAGUAGCUGCAAUUUAAAUGAGUCUAUAUUCAUAUAAACCAUGUUAUUUUUAAACACAGCAAAUGCACAAUUAUUAAAAUACUCUAUUUAUAUAAAUGUAAUCAUUACAGUUAUAAAAAUCAUAAUAUGCAAUUUUAAUAUUGGUUUACCAUUUCAUAUCAUAAUGUUCACAUUGAAGCAGUAAACAUCAGUGUGCUUUAUAGUUGCAAAUAUUUAUCAAAUAUAUCCAAUGCUUUUUAUCAUUUUCAAUGGGACUGGGAUGUAUAACUUCUACAGUAUAAUUAUGUGCUAUAUAAGGAUCCUGCAUUAAAUUGUAUACACAUAGACAGUACUGGUAUAUGUACAUGUACAACAUCAAAUUGUUUUAGACAUUAAAAAUCGAAAUACCAGCUAUGUAUACAGUUAGAUCAUGCAAAUUUUAAGUUUUGCUUUAAUUAAUUUACUUGGUUGCAUUUAUAAUUGUCCUAGUUGUUAAAAGUUUAUUGCAGAAAAUAAAUUUGUUAACUUUUGUUGUU
Messenger RNA from Magallana angulata, 3363 nucleotides. Its product is annotated as bromodomain-containing protein 4-like. Lineage: Eukaryota; Metazoa; Mollusca; Bivalvia; Ostreida; Ostreidae. The coding region runs from base 100 to 1479 and encodes 459 amino acids. The record is from RefSeq and is a predicted model, not a curated record. The transcript is spliced from 10 exons.